GGAAGUGAGUCCCCCGGGGCAGGGCGUGCGCAGCCGUGGAAAACUAUAAAUUAACGGAAGCUUCCUCGACUUCACUUUGCAGCGCCUCGCAAGUCUCCACGGUUGUCUGAGCAGUGCCGACUGUCAACUACAUUCAACCAACCAUGUCGUGGGAUAGCUACAUCACAAACGUAAUGGCAAACGACUUCGUAAUGGACUGUGCAAUCGUGGGUCUGGAACCACCGUCGAUCUGGGCAUCGCAAUCAGGGGGGAAGCUUGCCAACUUGACGGCAGCUGAGAUGAAGAGUCUCGCUGGCAACCAGACCUCCCGCCAGAGCUUCAUGGCAGGGGGUCUGACCCUGGCGGGCGUCAAGUGCACAGUACUGAGAGACCAGCUGGAUGUCGACGGGUCGUACUGCAUGGAUAUCCGCACCAAGAGUAGUGAGACCGAACCAGACACCUUCAGCAUUUGCAUUGCCAAGAGUAAUAAAGCCCUUGUUAUUGUGAAGGCGAAAAAGGACGUACAUGGUGGCAAGGUGAACAAAGUAGCCUUUGACAUGGCGAAGUACUUGAGAGAUUCUAGCUAUUAAGGUUGCCAUGGUUGCUUUUUACAUUCCACUGCUGCCCUUACACGCACACACACACGCACACACACACUCUGAGAGAUCACCACUCUUCCAGUUCACAAGCAAUAUUGCCACCCUUCUAUCCAAGGUCCAGCGCUCUUCCUCCAGUGAGCUAAUUUCAGCCAAAGUUGUACAUUUUCUUUUUUUGUUGACUGUUUUGUAUAGUUAAUCAUCCAUCAUCGUCAUUGUAACCAUGCAUGCCACAUGUGUUUUUAUCAGAGACAUUUGAGACAUCAUGACUCAUCACUGAGGGGGGUAUCCCAAGAACACGUUUAAGUGAUACUCCUGGCAAAGUUAAGUGGUAAACCCGCUAAAGGAUAGCCCACAGGUGUCAUUCAGUUAAGAAAAGGAGCACUCCAGGCUCUUCUAUUGGAUGAUUUACCACUAUCUCAAGGUUAACCUAACCUAGUUUACUACUGGGCCAGGCUCUUGGAAUACUUCACGGGUAUUCAUGUAAUGAUAAUGAUGCUAAAUAAUAAUAAUAAUAAUAAUCAUAGUAACAGAUUUUUAUGCUGGAUCCCAAUUGAUGGUGUAACGCGAUACAGUGUUGUUCAGGGAACUUGUGACUGGGUGGUUUAGGCCAUCUACUGUUUUUGUAUUCUUUUUAAAAAAAAAGAUGUUUUAUUAUGACCAACAGAACAAAUGAAAUCUAUAUAAAGAACUAAACAUAUUCUAAUGA
Messenger RNA from Engraulis encrasicolus (European anchovy), 1284 nucleotides. RefSeq names its product profilin 1 (gene pfn1). The record is from RefSeq and is a predicted model, not a curated record. Gene Ontology annotation, biological process: positive regulation of actin filament bundle assembly; actin cytoskeleton organization; regulation of actin filament polymerization. The transcript has 4 exons. Gene Ontology annotation, molecular function: actin binding. Lineage: Eukaryota; Metazoa; Chordata; Actinopteri; Clupeiformes; Engraulidae. Gene Ontology annotation, cellular component: cytoplasm. Bases 144 to 569 code for a protein of 141 amino acids.